This is a messenger RNA of Cinara cedri, 9381 nucleotides long. The record is from the annotation of a GenBank genome assembly. Lineage: Eukaryota; Metazoa; Arthropoda; Insecta; Hemiptera; Aphididae.
AAUCGAUGGUUUUUUAACCAACCCGUUGUGACUAACUAAACCAUUUUUUAAAUGAUUUUGAUUCUGAACUACACUUUAAUAAGUAGGUAUUUUACUUUAACGAUGUUAUUGUCGAUUAUUGUUUAUUCUUCCAGGGGCAACGGUCGUUUGACUCGUUUGAGUGUUUGACCCUUCACCGCGGCCAACCCUACGUAAACAACGGACGGCUGGUCGGCGCAAUCGACUGCGAUUGGUUCAUAUUGCGCGCGGUGCGCCUGCGCCUAUUAUCCGCAGUACCACACAUAGAUGCGUAGUGCGAUUUUAUGACGGUGGUUACCAACGUAUUUUUCAAUUUAACCGUCAUUUCCAUAACGUUUUGUCCCGCGACCGGUGCUCCACGUUCGUUGUAAUCCCAAAAACACGUUCAUCCGGAAUUCCCGCCAUAGAUGAUCGCCCGUCGAGUACACGGUAAUCACCUCGUAGGCCGCCCUCACGACUUCUCUUCUUGUUGUAUGGUGAAGUCUUGUCUUUCAAGAGAUUACUAGCCAUAGCAUUGUAGAAAAGCCGCCAAGUUGCACACACGGGCCGUUUACAUUGUCCGUGUACCACGUCCACCACUAUUACUACCGUUGUAUCAAACGGAACCCUUUUUUUUUAUUAAAUUCGCUGAUAUCGGUGCAAUUCUUAUAAUUGCCUAUAUUAUAUUUUCACCGUCCGUAUAAUAUUAUGUCGUACACGUUAUAAUAUAAUUAUUUAUAAAAAUAUUCUUGUUUUAAUUAUAGUCGAUUUUUAUACUACUUUUAAUAGUGACAUCGGUCUCAUCAGUUUUAUAGUAACCUAAUAAUAAUAAGUAAACUUAUUCAUCGUCAACAUGUCGUCCAGACCUAAGGAAGAGGAAGUCAAAAUCCCUGAAUUAAUUUUCGACAACAAGACCAACAAGAAGUACCAAAGAGGCAAUUUUCUUGGAAAGGUAACAUUAUCGGUUUUUAUAAUCGACUACAGUUUACACGACUUGCACAUCUACGCACAUGAUUGAUACGUGUGUAAACAAUUUGUUACAUUAACGGAAUUUCAAAUUGAACGUUUCCAUUCUUUCCCGCCGUCUUGGACACAUUUCGUAUAACAAAGGAUAAAACCAACUAUUAAAGUACCUAUGUUUUGAAUAACGAGUUGUGUAGUUAUUGUUGGUUUUGUUACUUAGAAGUUCGUUAAAUUCUUUUGAAAAUUUAUUAUCUGAAUGUUCGUCUUUACUUAAUUGAUUUUACCUAUGAUGUAACUAAAUAAUAAAUACUUGUUGUUUAUCUACAUUUAUUAAAUAUUUAAUAUUUACUUGAAACUCAUUUAACCAGAUUUUAUUCAAAAAAAAAUUCUACCUUCUGUUCAUUGUCAAUUGAUACACCAUGCACACCUACCUGUUGAAUUUAAAACUCUUAAUGUAGAUAAAUGUUGAGGGGUAUUUUGUUAUUUUCUAGGACUUUACCCAGUUUGUAGUAAUGUUAACACAGAACCAUCAAUGUUGUUGUUAAACGAAAAAAAAAGAAAGGACUACCUAACCCAAUAAUUUGCAAAAAUUUCACUACAUAUUUUAAAUAUUUUACCCACUUCUUAGUUUGCCUUAGAGUUGCCGUAUACUUGAAUGUAUGUGUGAUAUCACUACCAUUCUUUAUAAGACCAAUUAUAACUGUUAGGUUUUGAAAAUGAAUUCCUUUUUAUGUAGUCUACACUCUUAAAAUUAAACAUCUUUGUGACUAUCACCUUUUUUUUCUUUGUGGCACCUUGAUGCUAACAUACAUUUUUAUUUUCUCAUCUGUUAUUAGAAAAAAUGUCUAGGUAAGCAUACCUACAUCUUAUAUACCUACCUACCUACUAAAAUAUAUCUACUGUUCCAUUUAUUUGAAUGGGUUCAAAUUAAUCCUAAAUGUGAGUUAUAACAUUUUGAAAUUUGUUUAUUCCUAUCAUACACCUGUAUAUGUAACCUUAUUCCUAUUUCCUAAUAAGUAAUUGUGUAGUGGUAACAUUAAACAAACUAUUGUCAUUCAGAAAAUCCAAGAAAGGGAGUUAGUUUUUUGCAUGUUUAAAGUUAAUUUAUAAACCUCCAAUUCAUUAAUUUCUGCAUUAUAUUUUCACUGUAAGUUGCAUUUUUUGUAACAAGAAUAAUUCAUAAUUUAUAUUUUACAAAUAACUGAAUUCUGUUUCUGAUUCUGCAGCAAAAUAAUGUAAAGUGACAAUAUUUUCAGAGCAAUCGUUCUAGACUAUUAUAAACAAAAAAACCACGCCGAUUAGGGAUCAAGGAAAAUAAAUACAUUUUACAUUGAAAAUGAGUUUUAAUAGUUAUUUUUAUUUUAUGGGGUGCCCAUCAAAACAUCUAACACAUUAAACAAAAGUUUAAAAAAAAAUUGAAACCAAUACAUUCAUACAUUCCUUACGUCAUUAAGAAUCUAAAACUUUUGGUACACGGAGGAUUCAAAUAAGGAAUCUCUGAAAUGAAAACAGUUACACAUCACUACUUGGCUAUAACUAUCAAUUUCUGAAACUUGCAAUAUUGUGUUAUUUAAAUGCACAUAAUAUCCACAAUUUAUAAGGAGUCAAAUUGUUAUAAUUCAAAAACUAAAUUUGACUACACAAUUUUGAUUGCACUGUUGUUUUCAGCAUCAGCAAAAGUACAUUUGUUUAAUUCUCUGAAGAAAAAAGAGUGGGAGCUAACCUAGAUGUAUGCCUUAUUUUUUCAAAGUUACUUAUUUCUUCAUUAUUUUUACCUAUGGUUUUUAAACUCUAAUUGUAAACCUAAAGGCCACAAUUAGCGUUCUAGGAAUUUUUGAGCUAUGUUUGCGAGUUAAUUUAAGACACAAAUAUUAUUGUUAUUUUUGUUGAUUUAUUACAGGGUGGUUUUGCGAAAUGCUAUGAAAUUGUGGAUAUGAAAACAAAAGAAAUAUUUGCUGGAAAAAUUGUAUCCAAAAGAUAUCUUUUGAAACAUAAUCAAAAGGAUAAAAUGACUCAAGAAAUACAUAUUCACAAGAUGUUGAAACACAAAAACAUUGUUACAUUUCAUAGUUUUUUUGAGGAUAAUGACUUUGUUUACAUUGUUUUGGAACUUUGCAGAAAAAGAUCUAUGAUGGAGCUUCAUAAGUAAGUAUUAAUAAAUUUAUCUAAAUCGUAUAAGUCUAAUUACAAAGUAAACAUUAUAAUUACCUACCAAUUUAGUAAAUUAAAUAGAUUAUUGUAAAUAUUGAUUUAAAUUUUAAAAUAAUAAUUUAGUCUGGAAAUUUACAGGAUAUAGAUUUAAAAAUCAGUUUUGGGAAACACCAAAUCAAAGCUAUGAUCAGAAAAUUAAUACAAAUUUAAUUUAUACACCGUGCCACGAUAAAACGCACACAGCUUUGCGCUUUCAAACAAUAACAUUUCUCCCACCGUCAAGUCUGUUAAUUAUGUUUUGUAGUAGGUAUGCGCGAAAAUAUACAAGUUUUGAUUUGCUGCUGUAUGUGUUCCUUGUGGCAUGGGCUAUACAUUGUUUUGAUUGAAAGUGAACUAGUUUCCAUUAAGUUUCUGAAGUAGCAACAUAUUUUUACCGAAAAAUGUUUAUAUUGCUCUAAUGAUGUAUCAAGUUUGAUACUCACUACUUUACAUUAUUUAUUAAAUUUUAUAACAAGUCUUAAACAUUAUAAAUAUUUUGUAUUUUGUUUUCAUUUAAGUUUUAUUAGAUUUGAUAAUUCUCAAAUUUAGUGUUUAAUAAACUAUGUUUUUUUUUAUUAAAUGCUAAAAAUGGCAAACAAAUUUUUCAUCAAAAGCAACAAAAUAAAAUUCAAGUAUAAUAUAUUAAUUUGUUUAAACUAUGCUACAAUCAAAUAUAUAAUUGUCUUAUUCUAAAUAAAUUUUAAAUCGUAGAAGUUAUUUACCUCCCGCUAAAAUUUCUAUGUCAAUUGUUCAAAUUAUUAUUUAGAAUUAUUAUUUUUAUAUUUAACGAUAAUCCUGAAUCCUUACAGAAUCAUUGGUUUUACAAUAUUCUUUUUUUCUUUUUAUCUUUGAACAUUACCAACUAGAAUUUUUGCUCUGAUUUUCAAGUAUAGCAUUGUUUCUAAAAGGAUAUCUUGACUGUUGUGGUACAUUAAAAAGGUUUUUUUUUUAUUUUCCCAAAGAUUUUCCUAAUAAAUGAGAAACAAUUGAUACAUUUAUGAAAUGUAAUAAUAAAUAUUAAGGCCUUUCAAAGAAUAUACAAAUGAACUCUGCUCAGAAUCGUUUUUUCAUUGGUAAUGAUUAAUCUUUGUGUACAGAUUUACAUUAAAUUUUUUCAUUAGGUUUCUAACUUCUCAUCUACAACAUUGGGCCUACCCAUUGUGUGAAGCAUGUCUGUUUGUUUUUAGAUUUAUAACCAUAUUUUUGCUUUAUAUGAAAAAAAACUACUCUUAGUAUUGAAGUAAUGAAAAAUUAUUAUUUUAUAUCAAACUUGUUAAAUGCUAAUGAUUAUAAACUUGAAAACAAUAUUUAGAGCUUAGAUAAUUAUUUUGAUAUUUGUAUUUAUUUGUUAAAUUACUUUACAGACUUAUUUAUAAAAUAAUAUGUUAUAACUUAUUUCAAGUUAAUUUGUCUAUGCAAUUUUGUGAUAUAGGUCAAAUCUACUAAGGAGUUAUUGUCAUGCAAUCUUUAGUGUAUAAUUUGUCAUUCAGUAUCAUGUUCUCUAAGUUAAACACAAUAUUGAUUUUUUUACUAGAAUGUUGUUGACAAAAUAGUUGGAAAGUUAAAAUGAAAAAUAUGCCUAAAUAUAGAAAUAAUUAUUUUUAAUUAUGUCUUAGUGAUAUUUAUAUAAAAUUUAUAACUAUUAAUAUCUAGUUAUAUUCGUAUUGGGUGUUUGAUACUUCUGCAAUUAUUUAAUAAUAGUAAAUACAAUGAUAUCAAACAUUUUAAAAUUAAUAUUUAAAUCUAGCAUAAUGUGUUAUUAUUUUAUAUAUUAAAUAUAAUAUAUACCAUAUUUAUUUCUAAUAAUUAAUUGAAAUUAAUAUUUUGAGUGAAGUCACUAGAUAGAAUACAUAAAGAAAUAACCAGAGAAAUAAUUAAAUGAGUUUAUGAGGUGUGGUAUAGAUGUUUUGAUAUUUUUGAUAAGACUAAAAAGAUUAAAAGUAUGAUGAAAAGACAUUACUAAUUACUCUGAAGCAUUAACAGUAGCUUAACAAAUGAUGUGGUUAUAAUGAGGUGUUAAUGAGAUAGUUAAAUACAAUUGAUGAUAUAGAUUACCAGUCAAAUAGAAUUGAGAAACAUGUGAGGAAGAAGAUCUUAAUACACUUUUUAUUCAUAUGAUAUAUAUAUAUAUAUAUAUAUGCAUGUUUAUAAUAAAUAUUAUUAUGUUAUGAAUGUAAUAAUAUUUUUUUUAAAGUAACAAUUUUAAGUAAAUUUAAUAUUUUGGGAACUUGCUACAAGUAUGGGCAAUAUUUUUGGCUAUUUGUAAUGUGUGCCUAACUUAUUUCAAUAUUUUGUAAUUAAUUUUUUUAAACUUGCGUAAAUAUUAUAUACAAAGUAGAUUAUAUUAUGUUACGAUUUAUGUUUAAAAUUAGAUGUCAAUAUUUUAUUUAGUAAUACUAUAGACAUAAUUAGUGAGAGGGGGGGUGCUAGGAAGUGUUGCAUCUCUAAAAAAACACAAAAAGCUUUUUCAUAGUAAUAACUGAGUAUUUUUUCUGUGUAUUUCAUAUUUAAUAAGCAGAACAAAAUACAGAUUUCCCAUAGAUUGCAUGUGUGUAUGAAAAAUAACAUUAAAAUAGUUGGAUAAAUUUAUGUGCCCCAAAUAAUAAAUGUAAUGUGUAGUUGAUUUAUUAUAAGAGUCGUGUAAAGGGGAUUGUGGGGCAUGGCUCCAUUGGUCUUUGAUGUUUUAGUAUACAUAAUUUUAGCAUCCUCAAAAUCAGUGGUCUAGUCUAAUUUAUGUUGUUAGUUUUUAUAUUAGAUUGAAUUGAACUAUUAUCAAACUUAAAGGUAAAAAAUAUAUUGUUUGUGAUAUUUUAAUUCUGAAGCAAGAAAAUCAUUUUUAAAUUAUAAUAUUUCAUAUAGUUAUAUUUAGCUUAAAAAUUAAACUAUUAGGGGAAAACCAAGGUACAAAGGCUUAAAAAUUUAAGUUUUGUAAUAGGCUAAUACACUCUAAUAUUAAUACUAACAGCACCAAAUUAAAUUAGUCUAUUUAAUUUCUAAUUUUAGAUUCUGAAUGAAGCGAGAAUGUAUUGGUUUUACAAUAAUGUUUAUUUAUUUUAUAUUCGCACAACUUUUCUACCAGCAAUAUUGCUCCGAUUUAUAAUGAUGGCACUUUUUCUGAAAGGAAAUCUGACAGGGGUGGUCACACCCAAUAAUAAAUUAGCUCUUCAGUACAAUAGCGAAUUAACCCCACAAUAUUAAUAUUAAGAUAUUGGAGAAAUAUCCUAUAUAAUAUAUAUUUCUUUCUUUUCUGCUCUUAAAAAUAUUCGUAGACUUUACAAUGUAAUAACUGUUGUUUGAGGUAUUAGUGAAUAUUUUCUAAAGAUGGUUUAGUUCGUUUAUGAUCUGAAUUUCAUAGUAUAUUUAAAGUCAUUAUUACACUGAGAGCUUCAAAUAACAAAGCAAUAAAUCUAGUAUUACAUUUUUAGUUGAGAAAAAUUAGUAGUUGUUUGAAAAUGUAUUGGUGCAUUAGAUAAAAAUAUGUUAAUUUAAUAGAUUUUAUAUUAAUAAACUGUAUGAUGAUUAAUUUUUAUUAUUUUUUAUGAAUUUUUUAGGAGAAGGAAAACUCUUACAGAACCUGAAACUCGUUACUAUGUGUAUCAAAUUCUUGAAGGCACAUUAUAUUUACACCAACAAGGCAUUAUUCAUCGUGAUUUAAAGUUGGGAAAUCUUUUUUUAAAUGAUGAAAUGGAAGUAAAAAUAGGAGAUUUAGGUUUAGCUGCUAGAAUUGAAUAUGAUGGACAACGCAAAAAGUAUUAACUGUCCUACUAUAAUUUAUAAUACUCGGUGUGAUUAAUAAAAAAAACUUUAUUAUUUUUAGAACUUUAUGUGGUACUCCAAAUUAUAUUGCUCCAGAAAUUCUUAGCAAAACUGGUCAUAGUUUUGAAGUGGAUGUGUGGUCUAUUGGUUGUAUCAUGUAUGUAAUCUAAUAUAAAUUAUUUAAAUACUGAUUUAUUUUUAAUUUUGCAUUUUAUUUAAGGUAUACACUAUUAGUUGGUAAACCACCCUUCGAAACUAAUUCUUUGAAGGAAACAUACGCUCGAAUAACAAGAUGUGAUUAUAAUUUACCUACCAGUUUAAAUAAAAAUGCUAGUGUUCUUAUUAAUAAAAUGCUUCAAUAUGAUCCUAAAAAUCGCCCCAAUGUUUCUGACAUUAUGAAGUCCGAUUUUUUUGUUACUGGUUAUAUGCCUAAAAAAUUGCCUCCGUCUUGUCUCACCAUGGCUCCACGAUUUGAUUCUAUUAAUUACAGAGAAUCUAUUUCUAAUCGUAGACCACUUAAUGGUAAAUAUUUAAUCGGUAAACAUUUAUAUAUUGUAGAUUUAAAAAUAUUGUCAGUUUUAUACUAAAAUAAUAAUUUAUGAUUUUCAGAACUGAACAGUCCCAAAGCGGUUGCUAUUAAAGUUGCUGUUAAACCUCAAGAUCCAGUAAAUAGAUUACCAAUUUUCAACAUGGCAAACAAACCUCCUGCUGGAAAUGGGGUAUCUGCUAAUGAUUGUAGAGAAUACAUGAUAUCUCUUGAAAAAGAGUUGGGAAAUUUAUUGAAGUGUAAACCACCCAUGAAAGGAAUGAAAAAUAUGGGUAUGAUUUAAAACUAAAAUAAUAAAUAUUUUUUGAUAUAGUAAACAUAAUUUUUAAUUUUAGAGGAAAACACUGAUCCUGCUGCACAACCUCUUAUUUGGGUCAGUAAAUGGGUUGAUUAUUCUGAUAAGUAUGGAUUUGGUUAUGAAUUAUCUGAUGAUUGUGUUGGUGUGAUGUUCAAUGAUUUUACUAGAAUUGUAUUAUUAGCUAAUUUUAAGUAAGAUUUCUUAAUAUUAAUUUUUUGAUGGUUAUGGUAUAAUUGUUUAUUAAAAUAAUAAAAUAUUUUAGAGAUGUACAUUACAUAGAAAGAAGUGGUUCCGAACAAUAUUAUACUCAUGAUCAUACCCCACCAUCAUUGGAGAAGAAAAUGAAGUUAUUGAAUUACUUCAGACGUUAUAUGAAUGAUCAUCUAAUAAAAGCUGGAGCUGAUAUAUUAGCUAAAGAUGCAGACCAGUUAAGUCGUACACCUUACAUGUACCAAUGGUAUCGAUCUACUACAUCGGUUAUCAUGCAACUUACUAACGGCACUUUACAAGUAUGUUAUAAAUUUAUACAAAUUUAAUAUAUAAAAUAUUACCAUUUUAAAUAUUUUGCCUUUUUUUAGAUAAACUUUACAGAUCAUACAAAAGUUAUAUUAUGCCCGUUAAUGAAUGCUGUGACCUUUAUUGAACACAAUGUUUUUCGUACAUACCGUUUUAAUACAAUUGCUGAACAUGGCUGUACUCCAGAAUUAGCUAAGUGCUUAGAAUAUGCAUACAAGAAAAUCGGUUCCAUUUUGAAGGAUAACCCAUUGUAAAAAUGUAUUUGAUAUUUGACGAGUAUACAUUAUUUAUACUUAUUAUUAUUAGUUAGUAAAUAACUAAUAUGUUAAGGCAUAAUAUUUGAAAUUGUAAAUAUUUCCCUUAAUUAUAUAUUAUUAUUAUUAUUAUUAUUAUUAUUUUUUUUUUUUUUUUUUAAUAAUAAACUGUAAAUUUAAUUCUUUUUUUUUUAUUUUAAAUAAAUACUUUAUUAAAAGAUAUAUACAAUAUGGUAAAGUUAAAACCAAAUAUGAGUUAAACAUUAACUUAACUUUUUUCACGUNCUUUUAAUAAAGUAUUUAUUUAAAAUAAAAAAAAAAGAAUUAAAUUUACAGUUUAUUAUUAAAAAAAAAAAAAAAAAAAAAAAAAAACUAUUUUAUUCACAAACUAAAUAAAUACUAGGCGACUAAUUAAUACCUGUGUCCACAGUUUACCUAUUUUCCACAUUUCCAUGUGUUCCCUUUUGUAUUAACCAACAACUGAGUGUUAGAAAACUAUUGCCUGAACCUAGUAUUUUUGUUUUCUGGAUAGUGUAUAGUUGUAUUUAAUUGACUUUAUUUUGAAAAUAUUAUAAUUGUGUAAAAUUUAAAGUUAUUUUAAAUAUCGUGUUAUUCUAAAAGAAACACAAUACAAUUCUUCCUUAUAUUUAUACCUAGUUAAUAAACAUAUUUAAGAUUAUUGUUUUGUUUAUUUUAAUAAAUCCAUUAGUAAUAUGAUAAUUUUAUGUUAAUAAGUUUAUUUUAUUUAAUAUCUAUACAAAAAAAAUAUAUAUUAAAAUAUUUUGUUAGAAUUGUAUUUAGGUAUAGUAAAUACUUUAUUCCAUUAAUGGUAAUUGUAACUUAUUUAAAAAUGAAAACCG